UGCAUGAGCCCUAAAUUAGAUGUUUUUGCGUUUUUUUCCACUUUGAGGAAAUCUAGAGCCCAGAAAACUCCACUUCCUUGGCACCAGAUGUGUUACACUCCCCACAAUGUUCCUCACACAGGAGUAGGACAUGAGAAUACAUGUAUCCGUGUACUUCUGGCUUUUCCUAUAGGUCUCUGGCAUGGACUGUGCAUUGCUGUGGUAUCAGGUCCUGUAAAUCAGUGACAUUUCAGUUGAGACCAGUGAUCCUCCGCCCGCUCCACACCCAGAGCACACACCUUGCGUUGCAGCUGAUAAAAACAUUGCCACAAGCCGUCUCAUACGUCUCCGCCUCUUCUGCAUUUGGAUUGGCUAAAACACACGUCAAUCACUCUCAUCUUCGAAAAGGUCCUUCCUCCCGUCUUCUGUCACCGUAUCAGCCAAUCGCCUGAGGCUACGGAGUCGAAGACGUCAUCGGUUGCUAAGAGAAAUCCAACGUGCGAGCUGUCAAGCUAGCGGCCUCAUUUCCUUCCCGCCUUUAUCCCACGUCACAGACAGCGAGUCGUUACCGACACGGCUGCAUUGUUUAUCUGUGGCGUUCUAACGAGUGGACGUGCAGUUCUGACUCCACGGAGUGCUCUCCUCCUUCUAGCCUGCCCUGGCUUCUGGGCUGCCGCUGACGUCAUCAGCCGGGCCUUUGACGCGGAGUGAUCCGCCCUCUUCAGCCCCCCUGAGUUCUAAGAGGUGAAGCGGCUGUGGCGGAGUGUCACUUAAAAGAGAUGAUCUGUUGUGGUGUUUGAGGGUGGGUACAGAUUGACGAAAAGAAGUCCGCUGGGUCCUGCUGAGAGAACCGCUCCAGGUGCGGGCUGGGAAGGCGGAGUGUGUGUGUAUCCAGCAGCAGGAGGGAGGAAUACAUUGUAGCACACGGGAGGCUCGGUGACAGUGUACCAACAGGAGCACAUUGGGUUUUUGGCUAAGAAUUUGAAGCGUUAGGCUGCACGAGAAAGCAAUUACGGAAAGCUGCUGACCAUGCGUUAGAAUUCUGGAGGCUGCCACCUUUUUGGAAUAUAACAUUUAUUGUGGAUUGUGAAAGGGAAAGAAAGCGACAAUGGGGAGGAAGAAAAUCCAGAUUACGCGGAUAAUGGAUGAACGGAACAGACAGGUCACAUUUACCAAGAGGAAAUUUGGGUUAAUGAAGAAGGCCUAUGAGCUCAGUGUACUAUGUGACUGUGAAAUUGCACUGAUUAUUUUUAAUGGUUCUAACAAACUGUUUCAGUAUGCGAGCACUGACAUGGAUAAAGUCCUUCUCAAAUACACGGAGUACAAUGAACCACACGAGAGCAGAACCAACUCUGACAUUGUGGAGACUCUCAAAAAGAAAGGCUUAGAUGGUUGUGAGAGCCCAGAUGCUGAGAGAUACUUUGAGGAGGAGACAUUCACCAAACUAAAUGAAGAUAGUGAUUUUGUUUUCAAGCGAGACCCUGCACUGAACAAGAAGGAGCACCGAGGGUGUGACAGCCCGGACCCAGACAGCUCUUAUGUCCUUACACCCCACACGGAGGAAAAGUACAAAAAAAUUAACGAGGAGUUUGAUAAUAUGAUGCGCAAUCAUAAAAUCUCUCCUGGACUACCGCAGCAGAACUUCUCCAUGUCUGUGACUGUCCCAGUGAGCAAUCCCAACCCACUGCCCUACAGUUCUCCUGGUAACACGCUUGUCACUGCUUCAUUAGCUGCCAGUACCUCGCUAACGGACACGGGCAUGCUGUCCCCGCCCCUGCACCGGAAUGUGGCUUCUCCUGGGGUGUCACACAGGCCCCCGAGCACUGGAAAUGCAGGUGUAAUGUUGUGUGCAUCUGACAUCUCUGUGCCAAAUGGUGCUGGUGCCAGUCCAGUAGGUAAUGGGUUUGUCAACCCAAGAGCUUCUCCAAGCCUUCUAGGACCAUCUGGUGGCAAUGGAUUGGGAAAAGUCAUGCCCACAAAGUCUCCACCACCUCCAGGCGGCAAUUUGGGCAUGAACAGUAGAAAGCCUGACUUGCGUGUAGUCAUACCUCCUUCCAGCAAAGGAAUGAUGCCCCCUCUGACAGAAGAAGAUGAAUUAGACUUGAAUACCCAAAGGAUAAGUAGUUCCCAGUCGCAGCCUCUUGCUACUCCAGUCGUUUCUGUGACUACUCCGAGUUUGGCCACACAGGGCCUGGUGUACUCUGCCAUGCCAACUACCUACAAUACUGAUUACUCUCUCACCAGUGCGGACCUGUCUAUUCUUCAAGGGUUUAACUCCCCAGGAAUGCUGCCUAUAGGACAAAUGUCUGCCUGGCAGCAGCAUCACUUAGGACAAGCAGCCCUCAGCUCUCUUGUGGCGGGUGGGCAAUUAUCUCAGGGUUCAAACUUAUCCAUAAGUACCAACCAAAAUGUCAACAUAAAGUCAGAGCCAAUAUCCCCUCCCCGUGACAGGGUCACAUCAUCUGGAUUCACUCAUCAACAGCAGCAGCAGCAGCAUCAUCAUCAUCAACACCAAGCCCGUCCAGAAAUGGGGCGAUCACCUGUGGACAGCCUAAGCAGCUCCAGCAGCUCCUACGAUGGAAGUGACCGAGAGGAUGUCCGGAAUGAUUUCCACUCCCCUGUCGGUAUGGGACGGAAUUCCAAUAAUGAUGACAGGGACAGUCCCUCCAUGAAGCGCAUGAGAAUGGAUGCCUGGGUGACAUAGAGACCACUUCCCCCUCUUCAGUGGCAAAGUCCCCAGCAUAUCACAAAACUUUUCCAGAGGAUGCAAAACCCUUAUAUAUAAGCAAAUCUAUAUAUAAACGUAUAGAGAGAAAGAAGUAUGUCACACACGCACAAGGGCCAUCUUUUGUGUGUUUCUGUGAGCUCGCUUGUGUUUGUCACAAAUCAAUCAGGUACCUGCUGCAAUGACUGUACACAGACCUACAACUUUAUCUGGCAACGUGGCACGUGGCGUGUGAAAAAGAACUUCCUUUUCUGGAGGAAAAAAAUAAAACCUUGUGUGUCUAGUACUGUACCAGAUUCAGACUGCAAUAGUAAAGGGGUGUUAGGGUUGGGGGUAGUGAGCUGCUUCUCCCUCUAGUGCAGUGCCGUGUUGUAAGACCCUUUACCACCUCAGCCGACUCUCUCUUAUAUAAUGGGGUCCUGAGGAAACAAAAGAAUAGCAAGGCAGUUUGUGUGUUUGGCACAGAUGAGUUAAAGACGUGGCUUUGUAGCAGGAAUGAAAGCAGGAAACUAAAGAAAGCAAUACUGUAUAUGACAAUGUUUUACCCCUCACAACCAUGCCUAGAUCCCCUCACAAAUGGAGAACAUGAAGGGCUUAAGCCACACAAUCUAUUUUUGCACGUGCAACACAAAAAAAAAAAAUGUACAAGGGAAGAAAAUGGGGGUUCAGCUUCUAAAGUGUGUGACUUACCGGAUAAAUGAAUAUGGGGGGGGAGGGGCAAGCAUGAGAAUUUUUAUUAUUAUUUUUUAUUUUUUAAAGAUCUAUACGCCUGCAGGAGGCAUUAAAAAGUAAUAUAUUAAGUUAUAAUUGGGAUAUGUUUCAGAGCAUUUCUUUUUACAUUCAUACCUUGAAGAACAGAUAGAUAAGUGAUUUUAGCUUGUGUAUAUUUUAUAUUAUUAAGGAAAAAGAAUAAAUCAAUACCCUUAUGAAUUAAUGACUAUAUAUAAAGUUCUAUACUUUUGAAUAUGUUCCGCAAUGAAUUAUUUAUAUAAACCAAAGCUGUAUGUUUGAGCUUCUUUUGUAGGCGGUAGCUCUAAAUGGUUAUUUCAUGAUUUUUAUAGUUAUUUUGUGUUUUUGAGGUUUUUUUUUUUUUUUUGCUUUUACUGGUAAAACUAAAAGUAAAACUAAGAUAAAUAAUAAUGCAACGACUACAGAGAGAGAAACAAGCCAUGCUAUACUUAUAUACUUGUAUGUGUAAAUUAAACUUUGAGCCAAACUUGUUAUUUGUAUAUAGCAUCCUAAAUAUUCACCACAGGGUGUAAGUACCAAUGUAUUGUAUGUUCACCAAAUGAAAUCUUUAACAAUCGGACUGCUGCCAACUUGAACAGAAAAAGGCAAUAUCCUAGUAGAAGAGUAUUCAAUGUGUAAUGUACAGUUUUGUCAGAUAUGCUGUAUUCCCCUUUGGGUAUUAAUUGCUAGUACUGUUACUGCACAGCUCCAGUCUUUUUGGAGAGUUGUAUAAGAUUUUGUUUUUGUGCGAUUCACAGUGGUGUGGUUUAUUAUAUAUAUUUUUUUUAUCUAAAUGAGUUCACAGAUGCUCCAUAUGCAGCAAUGUGGCAAAUAAUCAUAGGGAUCAAGUCCUAGAGAAUGGCGUAACUGUAUAAUUCUACCUUAUUCAGCAAUGUUUAAUUGGGUAAUGGGAGGGUGCACAGGAUCUUGUAAUCUGAAGGGGGUGGGCAAUAGCAGAAGACAGGACGACAUAGCACAGGGGGCAUUUCACAACUUGGUUACAUAGAACAUUAAGGGGGGUUGUCCAGGAUUAGACAAAAAUAGCUGCUUUAUUGCAAAGACGGCGUGGCAUCGGUCUGUAAGUUAUUUGUGGAAUGAACAGGGUGUGGCACUCUGUUUGCAGCUCCUUUAAAGGGGGUUUCCAGGUAUUCAUGAGGAUGACCUAUUCUCAGGAUAGGUCAUCAUUAUCAGGGGGGGGCUAAGUCCUGGCACCCUCACCGUUCCAACUGUUACAGGGAGCCGCCAUGCUCCCCAGAGGUCUAUUGAGCACAGCUGGCUCCUGGCAGCUCUCCAAGCAGUGUUGUACAUUGUAUAGCGGCUGUGCUUGGUAUCGAAACUCACUGCAUUCACUGCAAUGUAGAGGAGUUGCAACUUAGGCCAUGUGACCGUUUACGGUGUCGCCACAUGACCUAGUAAGAGGCCGCAGGGGUUGGGAUUGGAUCAAUAUAAAUUGCUGGGUAACCCCUUUAAUCCCUAAAGUGUGGUUUCCUACAGUUUGUUUUUUCAAAAGUGCUGCAUCAUUUUAUUUUUUAAGCAAAAACACGAUAGUCAGAUGCCGGCAGUAGUUGGGAUAGGUUGACAUGUGUGCUAAAUGGGUUUCCAGUAAAAUGGCAGCUUUUGGCCAGACGCUUAUGCCGCAAAGAGGACAGAUCCUAUUCUAGUCAAUAAGAUCCGGCAGUGAACAGCAAAGGUCCCAUGCGGUGAACUCUGGCAGGCUGUUCUUUGUCGGAACAGCUGGCUGGAUCCAUUUAACAGACAUGUAAACACUGCCUUUUUUGUAGUGUCGUUUUAAGACUUUCUUAGCAAUUUUAAAAUCGUAGCAUGCACUAUACAGGUCUGGUUUUUUUUCCAGACAUUUUCCCAUAGACUUUAUUAUAGAAAAAAAGUUGGGGGAAAAAAAAAAAUUGAAGGUCAUGGUAUUUUUACAAGCCAUAUAUACGUCAAGUAGCAUAAUAAAAGCCAUAGUCAUCUAGUGUGAAUAAAGCGUGUGCUGCAGGUUAUUUCUAUGGAGAAG
Molecule: messenger RNA, 5447 nt
Organism: Bufo bufo (common toad)
Lineage: Eukaryota; Metazoa; Chordata; Amphibia; Anura; Bufonidae
Gene: MEF2A
Product: myocyte enhancer factor 2A
Exons: 12
Coding region: 1088-2683 (531 amino acids)
Biological process (GO): cell differentiation; heart development; positive regulation of transcription by RNA polymerase II
Molecular function (GO): protein dimerization activity; DNA-binding transcription factor activity, RNA polymerase II-specific; histone deacetylase binding
Source: RefSeq, a predicted model, not a curated record